Molecule: messenger RNA, 2168 nt
Organism: Cavia porcellus (domestic guinea pig)
Lineage: Eukaryota; Metazoa; Chordata; Mammalia; Rodentia; Caviidae
Gene: Hyal3
Product: hyaluronidase 3
Exons: 4
Coding region: 548-1807 (419 amino acids)
Biological process (GO): hyaluronan catabolic process; carbohydrate metabolic process
Cellular component (GO): acrosomal vesicle
Molecular function (GO): hyalurononglucosaminidase activity
Source: RefSeq, a predicted model, not a curated record
ACUGCUCCCGCCCCGCGCACCACAGCCCCUAGUCCCCCACCCCGCGCCAGGUGUCCCAGGAGGCCCUACCGCGCCUCGCACGCCCUCUCUGUGUCGGUCGUCCCCCACCCACCCAGAGCAUACUGAGCCACAGCUACCCACAGAAUCAGGCUUUUUAAAGGCACCCGCCCCAAAAUCUACACGGCCACAAUAGGUGGGAUGGGGAAGCCGAGGCAUCGGGAAACAGGGAGGCCCCUUUCUGAGGGCCUCGAACCUCGCGCCUCCCACAGUGAGUAGUGUUAGCACUGAAGGGGUUAAGCUCGCCCGGGGACCCUGCGGUUCCAGGCAUAGGGACGGAUCCUGGCGCUUUCUCCCUUCAGACCACAGGGUGCUGCUGCAGUGGAGGCAGCUGAGUUAGGUGAGGGGCUUGAAGCCCUGCAAGAGGGAUGUGGCAAGAGGGGAAGGAAGUGCCUGUCACUGACUAGUGUUGCUGAAUUGUCCGCAAGAUUAACGAAGUGGGGAAGGGAAAGACAGGAGGCACUCUGAAGCAGGUUUCCAUCUCAGUGGCAUGGUCAUGCAGCUAGGCCCAGCUCUGGUGAUGGGCAUAGCCCUGUGCCUGGGAUGUGGCCAGUCCUUGCUGCAGGAUCCUGAACGACCCUUCUCUGUGCUAUGGAAUGUACCCUCAGCACGCUGUAAGGCUCGCUUUGGUGUGCAUCUACCACUCACUACCCUGGGCAUUAUAGCCAACCGUGGCCAGUGUUUCCACGGCCAAAAUGUUACCAUCUUUUACAAGAACCAGUUUGGCCUCUAUCCCUACCUUGGACCCAGGGGCACAGUUCACAAUGGGGGCAUCCCCCAGGCCGUGCCCCUAGAUCGCCACCUGGCAUGGGCUGCCUACCAGAUCCGCCAGAGCUUAGGACUCAGGUUUGCUGGCCUGGCAGUGCUGGACUGGGAGGAGUGGUGUCCACUCUGGGCUGAAAACUGGGGCCGCCGUAAAGUUUACAAGGCAGCCUCCUGGGCUUGGGCGCAGCGUAUGUUUCCUGGACUAGACCCUCAGGAGCAGCUCCACAAAGCCCAUACUAGCUUUGAACAGGCAGCUCGUGCACUAAUGGAGAGUACCCUAAGGUUGGGCCGGGCACUGCGUCCCCAUGGUCUCUGGGGCUUCUAUCGAUACCCAGCCUGUGGCAAUGGUUGGCACCAUAUGGCCUCCAACUACACCGGCCGCUGCCAUGAGGCCACCCUGGCUCGGAACACCAAACUGCACUGGCUUUGGGCUGCCUCCAGUGCUCUCUUUCCCAGCAUCUACCUUCCACCCAAGCUGCCACCUGCCUACCGCCAGGCCUUUGUGCAACACCGCCUGGAGGAGGCCUUCCGUGUGGCCCUUGCUGGGUACCCAUAUCCUCUGCCUGUCUUGGCCUAUGUCCGCCUCACACACCGGCGCUCUGGGAGGUUUUUGUCCCAGGAUGACCUGGUGCAGACCAUUGGUGUGAGCGCAGCACUGGGGGCAGCCGGCGUGGUGCUCUGGGGAGACUUGAGUUUCUCCAGCUCUGAGGAGGAGUGCUGGCAUCUCCAUGACUAUCUGGUGGGCACUCUAGGCCCAUAUGUGAUCAAUGUGACCACAGCAGCCAUGGCCUGUAGUCACCAGCUGUGCCAUGGUCAUGGACGUUGUGCCAGGCAAGACCCAGGACAAAGGGAAGCCUUUCUGCAUGUACAGCCAGAUGGCAGCCUUGGAACGUGGGAGUCCUUUAGCUGCCACUGUUAUCAGGGCUGGGCUGGCCCUACCUGCCAGGAGCCCAGACCUGAGGGUAGACCUCAGGAAGCAGCAUAAAGCCAGAAAUAUGCCCCUGUCUCUUCUUUGCCUCUCUUGCCGUUUUCCUGGUCCUAUAGGAACUCUCCCACUUCCUCUAAUCAGCUUACAGUCAACCUUCCCAAAUACUCUACUUGUGGGAUCCCUGAAGGGAGAAAAAAGGGAGCUCAGGGAAGAGGGGGUGUGGGAUGUAAAAGGCCCUUUGAGAUCAGCCAACUCUUCAAAAAUUGCUAGUCUAGGGCUUUGUUCUGCUUUGAUCUGCACGGAUAGAUCACAAGAGGCCCAUCCUAGGGCAGAGAGCCCUCAAAUAGAUCUGGGUUAAGAUCUGGCUUAGACUGUUGCUUGUACUCUGCUUUCAUCAUAAAGUCACUUUUUCUUUCAU